AUGCAGCUCUCGGCGGACAGCAGGAAGAAGAAGCGGCGGCGGCGGCGGAACCUGCCAGCAUGGUCCUGCAGAUCUGCUGCCGGCGCCGCUCAAGGUCUGUCUCAGUGCUGCUGCUGCUCUAGCCCCGGUGGCGGCCUCGUGACAACAAUCCCGUGCGCAUUCUCUCGCUGCUCCGGCGGCGCCGCCUCGUCUGCCGCCUGCGCGCCGGCAGCGGCGGCCGUCCGUAUCGGCACCCAGCAGCACAAGCUGACGAUGCUGCUCAUUGCACUCGCGCUCCUCCUCGUCCUCCCUCCUCCUCCAGCUCCAUUUCUCGUGGCAGGGGUCUCGGUGUCGCCCCGGAGGAUGGCGAGGAUCCAGAGCCAUCUGGACAGGAUCAACAAGACCCCCGUGCGCUCCAUCCGGAGCGCGGACGGCGACACCAUCGACUGCGUGGCGGCGCACGAGCAGCACGGCCUGGACCAUCCGCUCCUCAGGACGCACACCGUCCAGACGGAGCCGCCCGAGGCGCCCAUGCCGAGGGGCGGCGGCGGAUUCGUCGUACCAACCGCGGCUGGCGGUGGCGCUGCGACGACGGCGACGGCGACGAACGGAAGCAGAAGCAGCAGCAGCAGGAACAACGACAGGCAUGGCGCGUGGCAGGCGUGGCACCACGGCGGGCACUGCCCCAGGGGCACGGUGGCCAUCCGGCGGACCACCGCCGAGGACGUGCUGCGCGCCAGGUCCAUCUCCCGCUUCAGCCGCAAGAGGAGGAGUCACGGGAACGCGGCGGCCGUCGCCGCCGCACGCGCGGCCAACGCGCCGGACGUCAUCACCGGCAAUGGCCACGAGCACGCGAUCGCGUACACGGCGCCUUCGCAGCAGCAGGUGUACGGUGCCAAGGCCACCAUCAACGUGUGGGAUCCGGUCAUCCAGGAGUCCAACGGCUUCAGCCUCUCCCAGCUCUGGAUCCUCUCCGGCUCCUUCAACGGCUCCGACCUCAACAGCAUCGAAGCAGGAUGGCAGGUCAGCCCUGAGCUGUACGGGGACAGCAGGCCGAGGCUCUUCACGUACUGGACAAGCGACGCGUACGAGGCUACUGGUUGCUACAACGCGCUGUGCCCGGGGUUCGUGCAGACGAGCUCCCGCAUCGCCAUCGGCGCGUCCAUCUCGCCGGUGUCAUCGGCCGGCGGCGCGCAGUACGACAUGACGCUGCUGAUCUGGAAGGACCCGAAGCUGGGCAACUGGUGGCUCAGCUACGGGGACCAGCUGGUGGGGUACUGGCCGGCGCAGCUGUUCACGCACCUGUCGGACCACGCCACCAUGGUGGAGUGGGGCGGCGAGGUGGUGGACACCAGGCCCGGCGGGGUGCACACCGCCACGCAGAUGGGGUCCGGGCGCUUCGCCGGCGAGGGGUUCGGCCGGGCCAGCUACUUCCGCAAUCUGGAGACGGUGGACGCCGACAACAGCCUGGCCGAGGUGGCGCUGGACGCCAUCCAGACGCUGGCCGAGAACCCCGCCUGCUACGACAUACGCAAGGCCUACGACGACGACGGCCAGCACUCCGCCCGCGGGGGAUGGGGAACCCACUUCUACUACGGUGGCCCGGGACACAACCCGGCGUGCCCCUGA
Miscanthus lutarioriparius is the source of this 1608-nucleotide messenger RNA. The record is from the annotation of a GenBank genome assembly. NCBI's taxonomy places the organism in Eukaryota, Viridiplantae, Streptophyta, Magnoliopsida, Poales, Poaceae.